GGGCUGGCGCGAGGCCGUUACCGUCUGGUGCAGGUGGCGGGGAGCGGGUGCGGGCGCGGGGCCGCCAUCAUGAGCUACUCAGGAAUCGUGAGACAGUGCUCCCCCACACAUAAAAGAACUGAGACAACAAUCCUCUGUUACAUAAGACUGUUCUUCCAGUGGGUUAUGGAGACUGGAAUUCUGGGACAAACAGAGGUAAGUAUAGGGAAAUCUAAAUAAUCAUGAGCAUGGGUCAUUAAUAAAUGAAGGUGGUAGAAAAAUGAUUAAGCAUGACAGAUUUCCACAGGUGAAAUCUGUUCCCUAUAUCUGAGUUGUAUCUGCUUAAGUUGCUGUCAGAUGAAGCCUUCUGUUGUGCCUCACUGAGUUUGUUGGUUCUAUCCUGAUUAUUCAGGUCAGCAGAACAUGCCCAGAACCAGCUUCCUUCAAUCCUUCUAUCUGAAAUCUGUCCUCCAUGAAGUGGCACUGAGGAUUGUCAGAGAAGCCGCUUUCUUACUGUGCUACAGUACUGAAUUUCUAGUCUGUUGUGCUAGUCCAGUGACUUUUAGUCAGAACCUGCUCACAAUGUCUCUAGAAUAGUAGUGGCCCUGACUUUAGGGAGAAACUUAAAACAGGUUUGUUUGCAAAUCCUUGCUUUUUUCCAGAAGCUGAGCUGAUCUUGGCCAGGCUGGAGAGCUGUGCCUGACUACACAGUAGAACCUUGCUGAUCUGCAUGUUUUCAUUGGCACACCAAAAGAAAGACUGAGUAGCAGGGCAAAAUUAGCAGAACAUUUGUAUUACUAUGACUGCAAUCAAGUCAAAUGCUGGUUCUGGUCAGUGCACAAAACACAAAAUUGUCCCUUCUCCAGUCAUUCAAGGAUAUUAUGACCUGUUUGAUGCUUUCAGAGCUAGUUGAAAGAUUUAAUCACUAUUUCCAUUUUCAACCAGCAGUCCUUUUUGCAAGAUACAGCAGGGUACUUGCUAGCACAGUUUUAUCUGCCUAACAGUCUCGCCUCAGAGAGAGGUACAAAACAGGUAAGUAGUGAUCACUUUCUCUUCUGAGAAUCUUAGUCCAAGCUGACAGGACAGAAGAAAGGCAAGAAAGAAAAUGACUAACCCAGAUUGAUGCACCAGGAUGCAGGCAGAGCCAAGGGUAGAAUCCAGAUGUCCAGAAGUUAGCCAAAUGCCCUGUCUCCUAGACCAGUGGUUCUCAACCUUUUUUUGUACCAGGACCCAUUUGUAAACAUCAAUGAUCCAGCCCCACAGUGUGUAGGGAACAGAGUGGGUGUGUGGGGCAUGAGAGGGCCCCAAGCCGUCCCCUACAGGCUGAAACUGCAAGAGAAAAGCCACGUUUUCCCACACUUUUCUUCUUUUAAAGGAGAAUCCAUUUUUAAAGUUUGUUCCCAAUUCUCUCAUAUAUUCUUGUGACCCACAGGUUGUGAAAUGGUAUCCUAGACUAAGGAUUUUCAAGUGACCUGUCCUGCUGGAAUUCAGAUGUUUUCACUCGCAAAAUCCGGUUAUUCUCCUGAAAAAGGUUACGAAGGAUAUAGUUAUGGAUAUGGAUACAGUCAGGAUAACUCUGGCAAUUAUGGGUAUGGUAUGGCCAGUUCAAACUCUUGGGAAAUGCCUAAUUCAGACACUGACAUGAACCCUAAUGCUUCCACUGGCACCAAUGCCGAUCUAGCAAAAAUUAACCAGCACGUAGAUAUGGUGUCUCAUCUAGAAACGGACACGAUGCAAGGACACUAUGGCUCAGGUGGAGACAGGUAUGAUUCAUAUGAGUCCUACGACUCAAGGUCUUCACUGAACGACCGUGAUCUGUACAGAUCUGGCUAUGAUUACAGUGAGGCUGAACAUGACAACGACAAUGCCUAUGAAGGUCACUAUGACAACUACUAUGGGAACCGCAGGGACCAGUACCACAACAGAGCACGGGACGACUUUGGCCAGCGGGGUCAGAACUGGGCCAGAGACGGCCGAAAUAACAGACCCAUGGCAUCUUCCUAUUCCGGGCGUAUGGGCGGACAAUGGAAUGAGCCGCCACAGCCUAUGGGAGGGCGGGGCCUUGGCCCCCAUGGCUCCCAUAGGCUCCCUUCCCUCUUCUCGCACAACAUUAUCCCUGAACUCAGCAUGUUCCAGGGAAUGCGAGGUUUCUCUGGAAACCGCUUUGGAGGAGGCUUCAUGAAACAGCGAAUGAGGAGAAACUGGAAAAUGUGGGACGCAGACUUUAAAAUGCAGAAAAAGAAAAUUAAGAAAGAUCCCACUGCCAAGAAGAGAAAGCAGACAAACAGCUCUGAUGAGCCUGACACCAAAGCAGCAAAAACAGAUGGCUCUGACAAUUCUGACUCUGACAAUGAGGAGGGGACAGAAGGAGAAGCUGCAGAGAAGGAGGGCUCCAAAGCUGAGGGUGAAGAUGAAGAAGGAAAAGAUUCUGAAAAAGGUGCUCUAACGAUCCAAGAAGAGAUCAGUCAAAUCAAGCGCAAGUUGCAAGCGGGCAAGAAAACUCAAGACAGGCAGAAAAAAAGGCAUCGGGAUCGGAUGGUGGAAAGGAUUCAGUUUGUUUGCUCGUUGUGCAAAUAUCGGACAUUUUACGAUGAUGAGAUGAAUGAACAUCUGGAGAGCAAAUUCCACAAGGAGCACUUCAAAUUUGUUGGAACCAAACUGCCACAGCAAACAGCUGACUUUCUCCAGGAAUAUGUCGCUAACAAAACUAAGAAAACAGAAGAGCGCCGUAAAGCAAUUGAAGAUAUCAAUGCUGUUAUUCAACAGAUCUACAGAGACCAAGAUCUUACCCAAGAUAUCAGCAUGGAGCACUUUAUUAAAAAAGUGGAGGCUGCUCACUGUGCUGCAUGUGACCUCUUCAUCCCAAUGCAGUAUGGCAUUAUCCAGAAGCAUCUGAAGUCUCUUGACCACAACCACAACCGUAGAGCCAUGAUGGAGCAGUCUAAGAAAUCAUCUUUAGUAGUUGCAAGAAGUAUACUUAACAAUAAACUGAUCAGCAAGAAGCUGGAGCGGUACUUGAAGGGUGAGAAUCCCUUCACAGAUGAUCCAGAAGAAAAAGAGGAGCACGAGGAAGGCGAGGGUGGAACCAGAGGAAAUGCAGAAGGAACAGUUGAAGAGGGAGAUGAAAACAAGGAUGAUGAAGAAAACUGUGAAGAAGAGAAUCAAAAUGAGGAAAGCAAAGAUCAAGAUGAAAAUCCAGAAGUGGAAGCAGCUGAGAAUCUGGGGGAGGAAGAGGACAUGGGGAUGGAGACAGAGAUAGAAGCAGGGACACAAGCAGAAGCACAAACACAGGCAGAGGCAGAUACAGAACACCCAGAGGAGCAGAGUUCACAGGCCGAAGAGGAAGCUUUCACUGGUGAGGAGGAGCACCUGCUAGAAGGAGGUGAAGAAGAAAGCAAAGGACUUGCUGCAGCAGACAAGGAGCCUGCAGAGGAGGAGCCUCCAGAGUGAACUCUGGAUGGGGAAGAUGAUGUGCUUAACACAUGACAGACUUUUUAUUUUAAAGCAUAACUGCCUCCGUGAAACCUCAUAGCACUUGUUUUUGGUUACUAUCCUACUAAACUUUCACCUAGUUACAGCAAUUGGAAACCUUUAUCUGUAAAGUGUUUUUGGAAAUAGAUUUUUUUUACCAAACCUUCAUUUUAGUAGCUAAGUUUUGUGCAGUCUGAGUUUUUAGAUGGCUUUGUACUAGGAGAAUUUCCUUUUUAGCAUGUGUACAAAAACUGCUGAUGCACCAUAUACAACAUCACAGUCUGGCAAAUGAAACUUCUUACCAUCUCCCCCCAAGAAACUUUUAUAUAUUUUAAAAAGUGGUUUGUCCCUUAGCCAGUCUUUCUGGAACUGCUGGAAGCUCAAUUUCAGAGUUUUAAAUUCUGCAGUACAUUCUGUAAGAUUCUGCAUAAUUCCCAUGUGACUGUAGUACUUUUCCCAAUGUUUUACUCUUCCUUUCAAUGCAGAGCAAAAAUAAGUGGUGUUGACAUUGUAUUGUUUGUAAAAUGCUUCCAUUCAAAGGUAAAUGUUCCAGUGGGUGGAGAUAAAACACUACACUGAGAUUA
Alligator mississippiensis (American alligator) is the source of this 4034-nucleotide messenger RNA. RefSeq names its product A-kinase anchoring protein 8 like (gene AKAP8L). The record is from RefSeq and is a predicted model, not a curated record. NCBI's taxonomy places the organism in Eukaryota, Metazoa, Chordata, Crocodylia, Alligatoridae. Gene Ontology annotation, cellular component: nucleus; nuclear matrix. The transcript has 14 exons. Gene Ontology annotation, molecular function: protein kinase A regulatory subunit binding; DNA binding. The coding region runs from base 1471 to 3429 and encodes 652 amino acids.